This is a messenger RNA of Schistosoma bovis, 6628 nucleotides long. The record is from the annotation of a GenBank genome assembly. Lineage: Eukaryota; Metazoa; Platyhelminthes; Trematoda; Strigeidida; Schistosomatidae.
GGACAUUUGCCGCUGAAUUUGGUUGACCCCUCAGUGCGCGUUAUUCGUUUUGACUACGGAAUCUGUAUAUUUUGUUUUUGUUGGUUAGAUGGUAAUCUAUGGACCUUUGAACCACAUUUUGAAAGAGGUCGUCUGCUUCCCAUUAUGAGCAGUGUUCGACCGAUCUCUUUCACAGCUGCAAAAUUGCUAUGGGACCCAGAACUAAAUCCAUCUUGUCGAACUCCUUUGUAUCGAGUUGAUGGCAUUGUAGAGGGGCGAAACGAACCAGAUCCAGAUCCAGUAGUUGAUCCCAGACGCCCUUUGCACUUUAGAAAUUUUUGCAAAAAAGCGGUUGUCGAUCUUCCGAUCCCGAGUUUCAAGAUUGACUUAUAUUACGUGGGUGAAAAACCAGAAAAAGAGGUCACUUUCUCGAAUCUUAAUGAUAACAUCACAUUUAAGAACCUAGAAGACAUGUGUCGUAAAUUCGGUACGAUUAUAGAAGCUAAAAUCUACUAUCAUCCAAAAUCACAAUGCCACCUUGGUAUCGGAACCGUUGUAUUUACAUCCUCUAAAAGUGCAAGAGCUUGUGUGGAACAUCUUAACCAGACAUCAAAGAUGGGGAAUAUAAUGACCGUACAGGUGGAUCCUUUUGGUAAAAUUAGAGUCCGGUUGAUUGCUGAACAAAUGGCUGAUCUCCUGCCUUCAAACUCUUGUGAUCAAUUCCAACUUCCAGAAAAACCUUUUGCUAAUCAGAUACACAGCCACAUACCUUCUGAUUUCUCAUCACAAGGUUCCUCAAAUUGUGAAGCUUGUCCACAAAAUCCCACUCCACGUCAGUCUCAUACAUCCGCAAAUCUUAGCGAUCACAAAGCGGUUGAAACUUUGCCACAACCGCAUUGCAUGACAACGUUCAAGUCUCACCUGUUUUUCAAAGCAUCUGAUAAACAGGAAUCGGACUUAAAAACACAUUUACGUCCUGAAAAGUCGGCAUGUGUUCUGAACAACGAUGAUAUUUCAGAAAUAUCUUCUGCCGCGACCCACUGGCAUCGAGAAGCUCCGUCUAAUUCAAAUAUUGGCAAAAGUACUUCAGGUUUUUUAGUAGACCAACAUACAAUGGGACUUGAAGCCAAUACAUGUGUUUCUAAAAAGCUUUCUAGCCAACAAGAUGAUGCAAAACUUCAUGAGUCCCGUUAUUGCGAAGAGUCUCUUGAAGCUCGCAUACAAAAAUUGCUUAAACUGAAUUGUGUAAAACCAGUUCCUGAGUUAAAACAUACUCAGAAUACCCCAGUCGUUUCAGAUCAUAACUCGAAAGUCACUUGCAAUCUUCCAGUAUCUUCAGAAGCAUGUAUUUCGACCAAUGUACGUAUCAAGUCGGAUGAUUUAAAACGAUUUGAAAGCCCUUCAAAUCAAGUGGUUCAGAAGGGAAGCACGCCUUCUGAUUCAUCGAAAAAUAUACGAGCAGUAACAAGCCCGUCAUCCAACCGUCGCACGCUUUUACCUACUCCUGAUGGGUCACUUGAGAAUACCAAGACUUCUUUGUUCAACCUUCAUCGUCCGCCCCUCCUAAAAACUCCUUACAAACCAGUGGAUGUUCAAGAAGUAAUAAAAAUAAUCGAUGACGUUCAUAUGGUUUUUGUGGAUGAGUUACGAGGAAUCAUACAUCGGGAUAUAACCCGAAAGGUUGUUGAAGGUCAGGCAUUUAAAUUAUUUUCCGAUUGGUGGGAUUCGAGAGAACAAGACUACAGACAAAAUCAUGUCAGUGGUCAUCACAAUAUUAAAGAGGAGAGUGUGGGUAGUAAUUAUGUAGACCAUCCAACCACAUCUCAUGAUUCUACCGUUCCAUCACAUCAGAACCAAAGUGCUAGUGGGAAUAUGUCUAACUUCUCAUUUGCUCCUACUUCAGUUUCUUCUAGUAUUCCUGUAUCAACUAUGUCUGACAAUAAUUCUGUAUCUUCAAACUUUAAACUUUUUGGUUUGGGUAUGUUUACAACCUUAAGAUCUGCUUUGCCAAAAAUUAAACGCAAACCUCGUCCACCUAGUCCUGAACCCAUAAGUUCAAACACCGUAGCUUCCACAUCAAAGACUGAGUCUCUUGCUAUCUGUCAAGAUGAACAAAAUGUAAAUUUUCGGAGUAAAACUGAAUUAAAGCUGAGAGGAUCUCCUUUUUGGGAAAGCCGUGGUUCUCUAAUACAAAAAGCAAGUGACAUAUCAAGUUCGGACGAGAACAAUGGUGAAGUAAAUAUUCGUGGUAAAAUCUCUGAAUCUUCAGGUAGUGAAAGUUCCACGGAACAAGCAGACCAAGUGACUACUGAUCGUGUACGAGACCUUUGCAGCUCAAAAGAACAUCAGGAUAGGCAUAGAUAUCAUCACGUUAGAAGACGCUCUGGAACUUCCAAGUCAAAUGACAAAUGUGAAUACGUUCGAUCACAGUCUAAAUUCCCUUCAAAAUCAAGCCAUUCUCCUGAAAAUAUUCGUACAAGCGAUUAUACUUCAUCGGAUAAUGAUAGCGAACUCAUUUCUCCUUCAAAAUCUUUUCAGCAUAUUAAGUCUCGUAGAGAACAUGCGCGUGUUUCAGAUGUAUUUUCCAAAAGUGAUUCGAAAAGUCCAGUUGGAUCGAGUUUACCAUCUGAUAGUGAAAGUUCGGACCUAUCAACUGAACCACAAAAUAACCCCGAUGAAGCUCGAAGAUUUACAAAACCUUCACCGGAUGAACUUUCUGAGAUUUCAGAUUUUAAGUCAGACUCCCCUAAUCGUGGUCGUUUAUCACCUGUAGAAACUUCACACUUUGAAUCUACGCGGAACAGAAAUUCCAAUGAUUCACUUUCUUCACCUAUUUCUUCACAACCAGAGAGUGCAUUGGAUUCCGAAGAAAAUGAAGAUACAGAGCUAACGGUCGUUGGUAAAAUCCACAAACCUGAGAAAUGUACUGCCUUCCAACGAUCACCUGUCUCCAAACCUGUUUGUCCUAUUCAAGAAGUUCAACGCAGAAGAGGUCGACCACGAAAGAACAACCAAUUGUCACCUAAAUAUUCAUCUAAUUUCAGUCCACAAAAAGAGACAUCUGGUUUUGAAGACUCUUUGGUUUCUACAGAAUCUAGUUCUGAAGACGAUAUGUUUAAGACAAAUGAUGAUAGUUCUCGCGAUUUCUCUACUUGUGAUAAUAUUCCUUCAAAAGUUAACCAAGUGAAUCAUCAAUCAAACACCGAUUGGUCUAUAUUACGUGCAUCUUUGGAGUUCCAAUCUUCAGAUUUUCCUACUAUUCCUUUGACAUACAACUCUCAACCAUCUGGAGGUUCACGUAGAAAACAGAAUCUUGGUGGCUUAUGCAGAAACAAUAUGGCCUUGUCAACUAUUGAUCAAAAAAAUAAAUGUACAUCAUUUCCAGACACUGAUAUUCCUCAGAAAAUGAGUUUGAUCUCUGAUCAAAAACUCCAUAGAUAUCCUUUAUACCAUUCUCCAGGAUUUCCUGUAUCAUCAAGGGAUCGUGAUAAUUUGAAGCUAUCUGAAAAAAAUAUAAAGUCGGAUGAUUUAGAUGGAGAUAGUACGGAUAGUGCUUCAAUGGAAUCUGUAGAUAUUGUGGAAACUGUGGAGUGUAAAUAUAUGUGGCCUGAACCCCUCCUUACCGAUCAUAAUUAUUUUCGUGUUCCUGAAAUUGGAUCUGUCAUUCAUUAUCGAUCUACUAGGAAAGUAACUAAACACAAUUUAAAGUCAAAGGAUAGUUUCGUCGACAGUCAUUUGACCACAGCGGACAAUUUACGAAAACGCUCUUGGCCAACAGACCCUACGUACAUUAGUGGCGGCGUCAGUGAUGAUGAUUCCCAUGAUUCUUCUAAGUGGUUCAAACUGUCGAAGCGUUCGAAUGUUUCAGAGUUAAGAAAUGAAGAGGUUACUGGAAUUUGUAAAGCUGACUUAAAAGCAAAUCAGCUUUUGACAGAGGAGAAUAAGAAGCCAAAAUAUAUUGAAGCGAAACCUGAAACUUCGAAAGUUCGUGGGUCACGUGAACUGGCCAGUCUUUUAGCACCAGUACCUAAAUCCGAAAUUCGUCGUGUUAUGGAAGAAUCUUGCGGUCUACUGAAAGAAGACAUUUACAAACGUAUGUCUGGAGAGCGAGGUUUUUCUCGAUCACAACCACAUUUUCAACCAAGGUCGGCAUCUGAAGAAGAUUACAUCCUGAGGAGUAUUCUCGUUUUUGGUAUAGAUGCAGAAGAUCUUAGUUUUAUGUGUGAAGCCUAUCAGUUUCUGCUAAGCAAAUGCCAUUCACCAUUAGAUGUCACUACAUAUGAUAAUUUCAAACAAGACAAUUUUUAUAUGAACGCUAAAGUCGUUGAUCCUCGUGUUGUAAAUAUUAUAAGCCUUUCACACUGGGUUGAGCAUCCACCUACCCUUGCCGCUGAUCCCAUUACUGUCAAAACACACGUUAAUGAUAGUGGACAUCUUGUUAAUUCACGCAAUUUGUGGUCAGGUCGACAGAAGCAUGAGCGUCAACGAUAUCAAUACAAAUUUUCGUGUUCUAAGAAUUCCACAUCCAAAUUAUCUUCUGUUCACCAUAAAUCCUUUGCAAGAUCAUCUGAUUCAGAUGACCUUUAUUCCUCUUUAUCUGAUCAAUCACUAAAUCACUCUUCUGAUGAAAAAUACAAAAAGGAUUUGAGCAACAGCUCAGUAUGUAAAAAGGAAUGUUCUCCCACUUACUCACCUGUAAAUACUUCAUAUAAUCAUAAACUAACACUCUCCUGGCCUAAGUUUGACGACCAAAUACUGGCGGUAGCGAAUUAUGCUGCUUCUUUAAAUGAGAAUGUUGAUACAGUUGGAGAUAGUGUUGAUAUUCACCUUGGUCCUGCAGCCUGUUUACCGCCAAUCCAUUCAUCAGGGUCAGCUCGAACACAGGGCUAUUACCGAAUGCCUACUGAAGAAAGAUUUCGACGUCCUUGGUGUGUCGGUCGAAGUUUAAUUGGAGAAGAUGGUCGUCGUCGCCCUAUUCCCUUAAUGCCUGCAACUGUGCAAGCACAGCUUGGAGGUGAUGCAGCAUUACAAGCUAUUGGCGAGAAUAUUGAGGAACGUUUAACCGAACAAGCAUCUGAAGCCAAGAAAAAACAACUCACUCAAUUUCGAGAGGCUCGGUCUGUUCAACGUCGAUUGUUAGCUGAAUUUCAAGAUAUUGAAACUGGCGACUUGCUUAAAUUUAAUCAGUUAAAGUUUCGUAAAAAGCAGCUCAUAUUCGCCAAAUCGCCUAUCCAUGCAUGGGGCUUGAUAGCUUUGGAACCGAUAGCUGCCGAAGAAAUGGUGAUUGAAUAUGUUGGUCAUGUGGUUCGUAAGGGUGUCGCUGAACUACGUGAACGUCAAUAUGAAGCCAAAGGAAUCGGUGGCUCUUAUCUUUUCCGAAUUGAUGAUGAGUUUGUAAUUGAUGCCACAAUGUGCGGCAACAAUGCUCGGUUUAUCAACCACAGUUGUCAGCCAAACUGCUAUGCCAAGAUAAUAAUGGUUGAAAGUAAGAAAAAAAUUGUUAUAUAUUCCAAAAGAGACAUUAAUGUUAUGGAAGAAAUUACGUAUGACUACAAAUUUCCUUAUGAAGAAGAUAAGAUACCAUGUCAAUGUGGAUCAUCAUCUUGCCGUGGAACGCUUAAUUAGGAGACCUACAUGUUCAGACAAUUUUUGGUGUCAAAAUCGGAACAGAUGUAUAUAGAUUUGUAAGUAAUUAUUGCUUUCUUCUCGAAAUCUUUGUGUUACAUGAGGAUUAGUUAUCAUUUCCUUACAUGUUUAUUUCUGUACAUACAUUCUUUUGUUAUUUUCUUAUGGUGUAUGAAUCUUGAUUGAACUAAUUUUUAAAAAUACCUUUCAUUCUUAAUUCCAACUAAAUAUUUGUACCAGAUUUGUUUACGAAAGAUCAUUUUUAUCCUCGACACUUCAGACUACCCCGUGUAACUUUGUUCUCUUUAAUUAUUUCCUGUAAGCUUGUGCUUGUCUCUGGUACUGUGUAGAAUACGUCCUUUUCGAAUACGACGGGUGGGAGAUAGUUUUAAAGAAGUCUUUUGCGAUUUCAAAAAGUAAAUAAUUACUUACAUCUAUCAAUCCUCGUGGAGAAGCAUAGGCUGCUCACCAGCAUUUUCCAUCGACCUCUGUCCUGGAAAAUCCUUCCCAGCUGUAAUUUCUCCCUUAUAUAUCUGCUUCCAAUUCCCGACGCAGUGUGUCCUUUGGCCUUCAUCUUUUCUGUUUCUCUUCAGGAUUCCAAGUUAGCGCUUGCCUCGUGGUGCAGUUUGGUGAUUUCCGUAACAUAUGUCCUAUCCACUUCCAGCAUCUUUUCCCAAUUUCCUCUUCAAAUGGAAGCUAGUUUUUCCUCUCCCCCAGUAGGCUGUUGCUUAUGGUAUUUGGUCAACGGGCAUUGAGUAUCUUGUGUAUAUAAUUGUUUGCAAAUACCUGUACUUUUUUGAUGAUGAUUGAAGUAAUUCUCCAACUUUCAGCUCAGUACAGUAGGACUGUCUUAAUGUUCGUAUUAAAGAUUGUGACUUGAUAUUGGUUGAUAGUUAUUUUGAGGUCCAUAUGUUCUUGAACAGUAGGAAUCUUGUCUUUGUUUUAACAAUCCUCGCCUUUACGUCUGCAUCAGAUUCUUUAUGUUUAUCGAUGAUGCUGAAACAGAUAAUUGAAAUUGUCCACC